Messenger RNA from Gorilla gorilla gorilla (western lowland gorilla), 5895 nucleotides. RefSeq names its product taperin (gene TPRN). The transcript has 4 exons. Gene Ontology annotation, biological process: stereocilium maintenance; auditory receptor cell stereocilium organization; sensory perception of sound. Lineage: Eukaryota; Metazoa; Chordata; Mammalia; Primates; Hominidae. The coding region runs from base 3092 to 5401 and encodes 769 amino acids. Gene Ontology annotation, cellular component: stereocilium base. The record is from RefSeq and is a predicted model, not a curated record. Gene Ontology annotation, molecular function: phosphatase binding.
UGGACUGAAACCUGUGGCUAGAGCUUAGUGGAUGGUGGUGGUGGGAAUCACUUGUUCUGGAGAAUCCCUCCUUCCUGCUCUAGGAGGUGGGUAACUCAGGCACCCCCCCCCCCACCCCGUAUGAAGACAACAAUCUGGGCUCAUGUUAAAGACCCAUUGAAUAGUUUGUGACCCCAGAGCCCAUGACUUCUUGCCAGCGUGUGGUCUUCGUGGGCCUUGCUGGCACUCUGUAGAGCAGGGAUCAGCAAACGAUGUCCUAAGGCCUGUUUUUGUAUGACCCUUGAGCUGAGGAUGGUUUUUACACCCCUAAAUAAUUAAAAGCAAAAGCAGGCCAGGCGCGGUGGCUCACGCCUGUAAUCCCAGCACUUUGGGAGGCCGAGGUGGGUGGAUCACAAGAUCAGGAGAUCGAAACCAUCCUGGCUAACACGGUGAAACCCUGUCUCUACUAAAAAUACAAAAAUUAGCCGGGCAUGGUGGCGGGUGCCUACAGUCCCAGCUACUUGGGAGGCUGAGGCAGGAGAAUGGCGUGAACCCGGGAGGCGGAGCUUGCAGUGAGCCAAGACGACGCCACUGCACUCCAGCCUGGCCGACAGAGCGAGACUCUGUCUCAGAAAAAAACAAACAAACAAAAACAAAACAAAAGCAGAACUUGUGACAGAGAGUGAAUAUGACCCUCAGAGUCCAAGGUCUCUUAAUUGGCACUCUUGGCCUUUGGGGCCAGAAGAUUCUCUAGUGAGGAUGCAGCCUGUUUCACAGUGCUCCUGCCUCUCCUGGGUAGAUGCCAGUAGCAACCUUCACUUGUGACAACCAGAUGUUUAUCCAGACAUUGCUAAGGGCCCUGGGGAACAAAAUUGUCCCUGGCAAAAACCAGUGGGCUAAAAUAUUUCCUGUCUGGGGCCAGAUGCGGUGGCUCACGCUUGUAAUCCCAGCACUUUGGGAGGCGGAGGCGGGCAGAUCACGAGGUCAGGAGUUUGAGACCAGCCUGACCAACGUGGUGAAACCCCGUCUCUACUAAAAAUACUAAAAUUAGCUGGGCAUGGUGGCGCAUGCCUGUAAUCCCAGCUACUCAGGAGGCUGAGGCAGGAGAAUUGCUUGAACCUGGGAGGAAGAGAUUGCGGUCAGCCGAGAUAGCACCACUGCACUCCAGCGUGGGCGACAGAGCGAGACUCCGUCUCAAAAAAAAAAAAAAAAAAAAAAAAAUUUCCUAUCUGGCUCGUUACAGAACAGGUGUGCUGACCUCUGCUCUCAUGCAUCAGCCUGGCCAGCGGAGUGCGGUGUCAGCCUCUGCCUGACGUGUAUGCUUAGUUGUGUAAACCAUGGAGGAGCUUGCGUUGGAGGCAGCUUAUCUGGUUUGUUGCUACGACACUGUGUCCAGCCUGGGAUUGGCAUAACUUUUGUCAAAGCCAGAUUCAAGCUGAACAGUGGGAGUGAGUUUCCUCGUAAUGUUAUUUAUUUCUAGAUUUUGUGUUUUGUGUGUUCCCCUGUUUUAUUUUGGUAGUUCAGAUUUGGGCAACCCUACUAGGGUAGAAUUGAUGAACAUCAGAUGCUUCCUUUAGAAAGGUGAUUUGAGGAGGGCCCUAAGGGAGGAGACAUUUGGCUUCUGGAAAGCGGAAAUGAAAGUUUAUUCUGGCCAGGCCCAGUGGCUCACGCCUGCAAUCCCAGCAGUUUGGGAGGCCAAGGCAGGCAGAUCACGAGGCCAGGAGUUCGAGACCAGCCUGGCCAACAUGGCGAAAUCCCGUCUCUACUAAAAAUACAAAAAUUAGCCGGGCGUUGUGGCGGGCACCUGUAAUCCCAGCUACUUGGGAGGCGAAGGCAGGAGAAUCGCUUGAAUCCUGGAGGCGGAGAUUGUAGUGAGCCGAGAUCGUGCCACUGCACUCCAGCCUGGGUGACAAGAGCAAGACUAUCUCAAAAAAAAAAAGAAAAAAAGUUUAUUUUCUCCAGCUUAAUGGAGUGGCAGGAGAAUAAGGCAAGCAUUAAGCUAGCGGCUGCUGCAGACUGUCAUGAGGCACAGAAGCUGAGAAGGGCAUCCCCAAGUUAAAAAAAAAAAAAAAUCUGUUCUGCGUCUUUGCAGAGACCCAGGUGAGCUUGGUGUGGGAAACAGCAGUGUCUACUGAGCAGGCUGCCGACUGCAGGGCAGGUGAUGGAAAGAAGGUGAUGUCCGUGCACUCCAAUUCCCCUUCUCCCCGUGACUCCAAGCGAUCUCCCUAUUGUCUGCAGGCUUGAAAGACUGUGGAAGCACUCCGAAGCCCUCCUUGGGGCAGAAGGGACUUGUCAGCCGGGAGGCUGUGCCCUCAGGGUCAUGGUAUCCGGAGCCUUGAUGAGGGGACGUUCAACCGAUGGGAGAGGAGUAACCUUAACGUGGCAGCAGGGUGGAAUAAUCAGACACAGGGGUCGGCCCUAUGGGGCCCACCAUUACCCUGGCUUUUUUUUUUGGCUCUGAAUGCAUUGGAGAGCUCUCCAAGCAUGCAGGGCCCUGCCCUGGUGAACCUGCUUGCGUGUGGAGGGAGAGGCUGCUUCCUUUGUGCCUGCUCCUGCAGAUGCUUUUUGGGGACCACGGAUGGCAAGGUUGGGCUAAGAGGCUCCCACCUGGACAGCCUAUAAAAACUAGGGAUUUCUGAGAAACUGGUUCGUUGGGGCUGCUCGGGGCUCCAGAAUUGGCAUUUCCAAGCCCCGCAGGCACCUGCCGGAGGUCGGAGGACCCCUGGUGAAAGCAGGGUCCGGGCCAGAGUGUGGCCUGUGCACCGUCCACGGACACGGGUGCCUUCGGUCCUGGAGCAGCCCCCUUCCUGCACCGCGCUCUCAGCGGACGGAACAGGCGGCCUCGGUGCUGGCAGCAUGAGGAAGUCCCAAGCUCAGCCAAGGUCACUCGGGGCGCAAGGUCCAGGGGCCGCCCACCCGGCUACCCCCAGGGACGCCGGGAGCUGAGAGCGCAGAGGCGGAAGUGGGGUCUGCCAGUGAGCGGCGCGAGGCGCCGGGGUGUGUCCGGGGGGCCUUCCCCAAUGGAGGCCAGCUCCGGUGAUAGGCGUUGUCCAAUGAAGUCCCUUGGGAGGCGGGGUUGAGGCGAGUGUUGUCCAAUCGGUAGGGUCACCUGAUGGGCCCGCCCUCCUCCCCUGCCAUAGGUGGGCCUCCCGCACGGGGCGGGGAGAGCGAGCUUUCCCCAAUGGUCGGUGGCCCGGGAGGGGGCGUGGCCGCGGCGCCCAGGCUGGCCGCGGCGGCGGCUGCCACUCCGGCCCUCAGUCCAGCCGUCCGCUGCCGCCUUCGCAGCAUGGCCGCCCUAGGGCGGCCGGGCUCGGGGCCGCGCGCUGCGGUGCCCGCUUGGAAGCGUGAGAUCCUGGAGCGGAAGCGGGCCAAGCUAGCCGCGCUGGGCGGGGGCGCGGGGCCCGGGGCGGCGGAGCCCGAGCAGCGGGUGCUGGCCGAGAGCCUGGGCCCGCUGCGCGAGAACCCGUUCAUGCUGCUGGAGGCCGAGCGGCGGCACGGCGGAGGCGCGGCGGGGGCGCGGCUGCUGGAGCGGUACCGCCGCGUUCCUGGCGUGCGCGCCCUCCGCGCCGACAGCGUCCUCAUCAUCGAGACGGUGCCCGGCUUCCCGCCCGCGCCGCCCGCCCCGGGGGCCGCGCAGAUCCGCGCCGCCGAGGUGCUGGUGUACGGGGCGCCGCCCGGCCGCGUCAGCCGCCUAUUGGAGAGGUUCGACCCGCCAGCCGCGCCGCGCCGCCGCGGGAGCCCCGAGCGCGCCCGCCCCCCGCCGCCGCCGCCGCCGCCCGCGCCGCCCCGGCCCCCGCCCGCGGCCCCCAGCCUGCCCGCCGCGCCCGGGCCCCGCGGUGGCGGGGCGAGCCCCGGGGCCCGGCGCAGCGACUUCCUCCAGAAGACCGGCAGCAACUCCUUCACAGUCCACCCCCGGGGUCUGCACCGCGGCACGGGCGCCCGCCUGCUCUCCAACGGGCACUCGGCCCCUGAGCCCCGGGCCGGCCCUGCCAACCGCCUCGCGGGCUCCCCGCCUGGGUCGGGACAGUGGAAGCCAAAGGUGGAGUCGGGGGAUCCCUCCCUCCACCCGCCCCCCAGCCCCAGGACCCCGAGUGCCACUCCAGCCUCACCCCCUGCCAGUGCCACUCCUAGCCAGCGCCAGUGCGUCUCCGCAGCCACCAGCACCAACGACUCCUUCGAGAUACGGCCGGCCCCCAAGCCAGAUAUGGAGACCAUCCCCUCGGGGGACCUCCAGGCCCGGGCGCUGGCCAGCCUCCGCGCAAACUCUCGAAAUUCCUUCAUGGUCAUCCCCAAGAGCAAGGCCUCCGGGGCUCCUCCUCCUGAGAGGAGGCAGUCCGUGGAGCUGCCAAAGGGAGACCUGGGCCCGGCCUCCCCGAGCCAGGAGCUCGGAUCCCAGCCGGUGCCUGGAGGAGAUGGUGCGCCUGCCCUCGGGAAGAGCCCCCUGGAGGUCGAGGCACAGUGGGCAGUCGAGGAGGGGGCCUGUCCCAGGACAGCCACCGCCCUCGCUGACCGGGCCAUCAGGUGGCAGAGGCCAUCCUCACCACCCCCCUUCCUGCCGGCUGCUUCGGAAGAAGCUGAGCCUGCUGAGGGCCUCAGGGUUCCUGGCUUGGCCAAGAAUAGCCGGGAAUAUGUGAGGCCGGGGCUGCCUGUCACCUUCAUCGAUGAGGUAGACUCGGAGGAGGCCCCCCAAGCAGCCAAACUACCCUACCUCCCGCACCCUGCCAGGCCUCUGCACCCUGCCAGGCCCGGGUGCGUGGCAGAGCUUCAGCCCCGGGGCAGCAACACCUUCACAGUGGUGCCCAAGAGGAAGCCAGGGACUCUGCAGGACCAGCACUUCAGUCAGGCCAACAGGGAGCCUCGGCCACGGGAGGCCGAGGAGGAGGAGGCUAGUUGCCUCCUGGGGCCCACGCUGAAGAAGCGCUACCCCACCGUGCAUGAGAUCGAGGUGAUUGGCGGCUACCUGGCCCUGCAGAAAUCCUGCCUCACCAAGGCUGGCUCCUCAAGAAAGAAGAUGAAGAUCUCCUUCAACGACAAAAGCCUGCAGACCACAUUUGAGUACCCUUCCGAGAGCUCCCUAGAGCAGGAGGAAGAGGUGGACCAGCAGGAGGAGGAGGAGGAGGAGGAGGAGGAAGAGGAAGAGGAGGAAGAGGGAUCCGGCUCAGAGGAGAAGCCCUUUGCACUCUUCCUGCCCCGGGCCACGUUUGUGAGCAGUGUGAGACCCGAGAGCUCUUGGCUGCCAGAGGGUAGCUCAGGCCUGUCCAGCUACACGCCGAAGCACUCUGUGGCCUUCAGCAAGUGGCAGGAGCAGGCGCUGGAGCAGGCCCCGAGGGAGGCAGAGCCCCCGCCCGUGGAGGCCAUGCUCACACCCGCCAGUCAGAAUGACCUCUCGGACUUCCGCAGCGAGCCGGCCCUGUAUUUCUGAGCCCAGCACUGCCAGGACCAAGGCUGAGCCCAGCUGUGGGAGUCCCGGAAGCUGGGCAGUAGCCAGGGACUACUGCACCCGCUUCUGCCUUGUUUGGCCUCACUGUAUCCCACCCACCCCUCCUGGCCCUGGAAGCAGCUAGGGUGCCUCCUGCCAUCGGGGCCAGGUCUGGAUCUCACUCCCCGGCCCUGGUUUGGGAGGGUCCAAGGGGGGAGUGGGGUGGGGAACUGCCUGUGGGUGAGUGCCAGGGGCCUGCUGGGUGGUGGCCAUCUGCGACCCGGCAGGGGGCUGUGCAGAUUCUGCACCUGGCCGUUCCCUGUCCUGUCUCCUCAGCCUGCCUCCCAGCGGCCAUGGGGUGUCUGGGGUGAAGGGCUGUCCCAGCUACUUGUCCUCUGCGGGACCCUAAGCCCCUGCCCGCAGCCCACACACCCUCUGUGAUGAGUGGCGUCUUUCCUGCCUCUGAUGAUGGACUCAAUAAACAGCACUGGACAAGG